Drosophila suzukii is the source of this 291-nucleotide messenger RNA. Lineage: Eukaryota; Metazoa; Arthropoda; Insecta; Diptera; Drosophilidae. The record is from RefSeq and is a predicted model, not a curated record.
AUGAAAUUCAUUUCGAUCUUGGUCAGCUUGGUCCUCUAUAUAAGCCUUGUCGCUGCUCAAACUUGCCCUGGACGUCCUAACCCCCAGAACUGCAACGGCGGAAGGGAUGAAGGAUCACCGGUGCAAGCCCCCAGAGGAGCUCCUUGUACUCCACAGCCAAAUAAUAACAUGUGGUACUACAAUCCGACUACUAGACAAUGCGUAGGAAUGAGUUACAGGGGCUGCUACGGCAACAGGAAUCGCUACUGCACAUUGCAGACCUGUCAAGUUGCGUGCGUUCCUCGAGGCUAA